UGUUGGGGAGACAGAGAGAGAGAGAGAGCGAGGGAUGAACAUGCCGAAGUAUUUACUCUGGGAUUUGACGCAUAUUAAGAAGAAUUGAUGGGUUGAACAACACUUUUAUUUAUCUUUUUUACCCCAAAAUACGGAUGCGCAGGAACUGAUUUUAGUCAAGACAAUUUAAUGGCAAUAUCUGAGAGCGAGCUGCUCAUCCUCAGGGAACAGAAAUGGUGCACAAACUUCUGCUGCCCGUCGCUUUAGCAGCAAGCCUCAUCUCCCCCGUCCUGUCUGGUGCCACGUCAACCAAAACCAAAACUCAAGUGAAGAACAACUCAGGUGUGACACCAGCCGGACAGUGUGGGACCUGGAUAAAGGAGCCUGAUGGAGGCACUUUCACUUCACCCAACUACCCCGACAAAUACCCGCCUGAGAGGGAAUGCAUUUACAUAAUAGAAGCCUCUCCCCGACAGUGCAUCGACCUGUUCUUCGAUGAGAAGUACUCCAUCGAGCCGUCCUGGGAGUGCAAGUUUGAUCACAUCGAAGUUCGCGACGGCCCCUUUGGUUUCUCGCCCAUCAUCGGUCGCUACUGUGGGCAGGAAAGCCCUGCGUACAUCCGCUCCAGUGGGAGGUACCUGUACAUCAAGUUUGUGGCGGAUGGCGAGCUGGAGGCCAUUGGUUUCUCUGCACGCUACAACUUCACAAAAGAUCCCGAGUUUAAAGAGCUUGGAGAACUGCCAGCUCUCCCAUUUUGUGAGUUUGAGCUGGGCGGUCCCGAAGGCUUUGUCGAAUCGGCUCAGAUAGCCACUGAGGGCCGAGCGCAGCAGACUGAAGCUGUGGACUGCAGGUGGUACAUCAAGGCUCCACCAAGAGCAAAGAUCUACAUGCGUUUCCUGGAGUACGAGAUGCACAACUCAAACGAGUGCAAGCGCAACUUUGUUGCCAUCUAUGACGGCAGCAGUUCGGUCGAACACCUGAAGAAUAAGUUCUGCUCCACAGUGGCUAAUGACGUCAUGCUGGUGACGUCUGUAGGGGUGGUGAGGCUGUGGGCAGACGAGGGGAGCAGGAAGAGCAGGUUCAAGAUCCUCUUCACCACCUUCCACGAACCUCCGUGUGAAGGAGACACUUUCUUUUGUCACAGCAACAUGUGCAUCAACCACACGCUGGUCUGCAAUGGAAUCCAGAACUGUGUUUACCCCUGGGACGAGAAUCACUGCAAAGAGAAGAGGAAAGCUAGUAUCCUGGACACGCUGGAUAACACUAACCUCACUAUCAUUGGAAUAACCUGCGGUCUGGUUGUCAUCCUGCUCACCAUCUCCGUCAUCAUCCAGAUUAAACAGCCUCGCAAGAAAUACAUCAUCCGCAGAGACGACUUCGACCCUGCCCUCCUCCACCCUGGUUGUGAGCCUCCUCACUAUGAGCUCUGCACUCUGCGUCGCGCCCCAUCGGGUGAGCUGACCGAUCCCGCCCUGGCCGAGGACUUCGAGAAGUUCCACAAACUCCGACGCUCUGAGAGCAAAUGCAUCCGUGACCACCACUGUGGCUCCCAGCAGGGCAGCUUGCACGGGAGCCGCAGCAACCUCAGCAUGAGGGACGCCACCAUUGCACCCGAAGGGGCGGCUCUUUUACCCCCGGUGCCACCUAUGAUGGCGAGCCAGCAGUCGCCACAUUUGUCUCACCACAACACGCCAACAGGUCGACGGAGCAUCCUGGUGAUGAAGCACAGCUACUCGCAGGAUGGGGCUGAGGGGUACAGAGCGGAGGAGGAGGAUGAUCUGAUGAUGGAUGAUGGUCCCACCACCAGUCAGCACCACAUGCACCGACAUCCCAUGUACCACGGCAUGUCAGGGCUGGACCACGCUGUCCAUCGUACACUGUCUAAUGACUUCUAAUUUAAGACAACAGAAAACGGUUGGCCAGGAUGGAACUGCUUUCAAAUGAAUGGGGGGAAUAGGCUGGAUGAUGUAAAUUUGAUGAAACAGUAGCAGAUCUCGUAAUCUAACCUUUAAUCUACUGAAACUUAAGUUUUAAAGUGUUACUGCUGAUCAUUACAGCUCUUGUUUGAGUGUUUAUUUGUGUUAUAUAUUCCAAGUGAAAUCCAGGUUUAACAUUAUAUGAACUUGCAACUUGAGAAACACACAAUAGUGAUUUUAAUAGUCGUUCCCCCAAGGUGAAAAGUUUAUGAGCGGUCCUAAAUCUUAAAGGAGGAUUUAUAAGCACACAUAAUGAGAUUAAUGCCUCCCAUUCCACUGGAUCACACUUUCCUUUUUCCUUUUCUGUUCCUUGUUUAGUUUCAAAUCUGAGAUGUAUGAUUACACUAUAUUUGAAAUUGGUAAAUGUUAGAUGUCAUAUUUAAUAUGUAAUUCACAUGCAGGAUUAAUUCAGCUCAUAUAAUGUCGUUUUUCACCUGCCAAAAAGUGAUUGAUUUCAUUCAUUUAGGUUAUUUUUAAAGAUUCUGGCCCAUAAGAUCAUUGCAAGAAAAAGAUCAUUUCUGUAUUUCACGUAUAAGCCAUCUGUAAAUUAAGUGAAUUACAGUUUAGUUGAAAAAAACAAAACACAUGCCAAAUGCAACACUGGAAAUAAUACUGUUGUAUUAUCUACAAACUUUCUUUAAAAGUUAUAAGGACAUAUAUUUCAUACUCUAAAAAUAACAAAAGCAUAUGUGUAUUUGCUUGUUAUGACUUCCUGAUAAAAAUAAAUAAAUUAAUAAAAAAUAAGAUAAAAGUAGGUGUAAAUGUUUGAGCACCAUAAACUGGGUGUUUUUUGGCAAACAGUCACUUUUUGGCACUAUGUCUGAUGGUGAAUGAUUUAUUUCUUUGUUUUUUCAUUUAAAUAAAUAGUUUCCCUUUA
This is a messenger RNA of Amphiprion ocellaris (clown anemonefish), 2832 nucleotides long. Its product is annotated as neuropilin and tolloid-like protein 1. The coding region runs from base 213 to 1874 and encodes 553 amino acids. Lineage: Eukaryota; Metazoa; Chordata; Actinopteri; Pomacentridae. The transcript is spliced from 10 exons. Gene Ontology annotation, molecular function: protein binding. The record is from RefSeq and is a predicted model, not a curated record.